AACAACAACCCACAUAACAACAUUAUAUAAAAUUGUGACUUCAACGGAAAUCGCAAUCAGUUUGUUGUUAUUCACUGAAACUGCAAAUAUGAAACCUCAUUUUCCAGUGCUGCUUGUGCUGCUCAUACAAAUAAUUUGUUUAGUAAAAACAAAAAAAUGCCCUAAUGGAGAUAACAUCUACGAAUGGGGAAUAAGCGCCGACGGCAAGAAAGUCGCUGUGAGCGAACAUAAUAAAUAUCGACGUGCAAUCAUGGACGGGAAGGUUCCAGGCCAACCGAAAGGGAAAAAUAUUCUCACGAUGACCUACGAUGAUGAGUUGGGAAAGAAAGGUCAACUUGUGUCAAAAACAUGCAAAAUGCAACAUGUUAUUGCUAGCGACAAUAGGUGGAGACACGUUGGUCAAAACUUGUUUAUUUCAUGGAACAGUGUUAAGUCAUGCGAUCAAAACUGGGCUGAAGCAAUCAGAUAUUGGUAUACGGAGUAUAAAUUAUAUAAAUAUCCGAAUCGACCUAGUGCAGCAACUGGCCAUUAUACUCAAUUGGUAUGGCAUGACUCAUCAAAAAUAGGCUGUGAUUUUAUUUGUUUCUAUGAUAGUACUAAACCACAAUAUCCAUACGCCAGGUUGUAUACUUGCAAUUAUGGCCCAGGUGGAAACAUUAUUGGUUUAGCUCCGUAUGCUUUAGCAUAAAAUCUCAACCAUCUAUUUACUUACCUCAAAUAUGAACAAAAUAAAUGAAUCUACGUUUGCAAUCUGAA
This is a messenger RNA of Dalotia coriaria, 756 nucleotides long. RefSeq names its product CRISP/Allergen/PR-1-like. Bases 89 to 688 code for a protein of 199 amino acids. The record is from RefSeq and is a predicted model, not a curated record. Gene Ontology annotation, cellular component: extracellular region. The transcript is spliced from 5 exons. Lineage: Eukaryota; Metazoa; Arthropoda; Insecta; Coleoptera; Staphylinidae.